Molecule: messenger RNA, 2322 nt
Organism: Ipomoea nil (Japanese morning glory)
Lineage: Eukaryota; Viridiplantae; Streptophyta; Magnoliopsida; Solanales; Convolvulaceae
Product: transcription factor PCL1-like
Exons: 2
Coding region: 490-1377 (295 amino acids)
Biological process (GO): regulation of DNA-templated transcription
Cellular component (GO): nucleus
Molecular function (GO): DNA binding; DNA-binding transcription factor activity
Source: RefSeq, a predicted model, not a curated record
AAACAUAAACCCUACCGGACCCAAGCCGCCACGGGCACUGCACUCCACUCUCCACUGUUUAUGCCCAAAAUCAACACAUUAAAAAAAAAAACACAAAACAAAAAAAGAAAUUCCCAUUGCCAUAAAAAUCAUAAAGAAAUGCAUCCAUCGCCAAUACUAACCAUAAUAAAAAGCUGUAAGUAAAGAAGAAAACAAGAUCCACCUCGAACCCCCCUCCACCUUCACCCCCACCCCCACCUAUUCAUUCAUUCAUUGUGUUCCUCUAUCCAAAAAUCAGGUGCUUUCUGAAAGGGAGAUUGAGGAUAAAUGAUACCCAUCUAUAAAGAUUUCAUCUUUUUUUUCUGAUUCUCUGCACUUCUUUUCAGUGUUUACCCCCUCCCUCUCUCUGGGUUUGAGUUUGAGUUUGAGCUUUGCCGGUUAAAAAGUUCGAAUCUUGGAAUUCCGGCGGGUGGGUUUCUUCAUAACCGGGAUUUUGGCGGCGGUGGAGAAAUGAGGGAGGAGGACUCCAAUUGGUUUGCGAAAUGGGAAGAGGAGCUUCCUCCUCCGGAUGAGCUUAUGCCCUUAUCUCAAACCCUAAUUACUCCUGAUCUAGCUCUGGCGUUUGAUAUUCAGAAUCCCAGUAGCCCUCACCACCCGCCCAUACAGCCGCCGUUGAUGGCGGUUCAGACGCCGCCGUCCUCCCAGCCCAACUCCUCCGCCGAAUUUGACUCCGCCGACUUGGGCGGCGCCGCCGCCGCCUCCGGCGGCGGCGACGAGCCCGCCCGGACCCUGAAGCGGCCCCGCCUCGUGUGGACCCCGCAGCUCCACAAGAGAUUCGUGGACGCGGUGGCGCACCUGGGGAUCAAGAAUGCGGUGCCCAAGACCAUAAUGCAGCUGAUGAGCGUGGACGGCCUGACGCGCGAGAACGUGGCGAGCCAUUUGCAGAAAUACAGGCUCUAUCUGAAGCGUAUGCAAGGUCUCUCUAAUGGCGGAGGGGGCGGCGGCGGGGGAAACAACUCCGCUGGGGCAGGGGUGGACGCUGCAACCGACCAUUUGUUCGCUAGUUCACCGGUGCCGCCACAUUUCCUGCACCCCGUGAGGUCAAACUCCGACCAUUUCCUGCCGUUUGUCCCGGUGGCUGCUGCAAUGCAACACCACCACCAGAUGGUGGGGCACCACCCUCAGCUCCAGCAACAGUACAGGCAUUUCGGGUCACCCCCGAACGGGCAAUUCGAGCAUACAUUCCUAUCCAGGCAAUCCCAGCAACAGGUUCAGAGGAUAGGGGCACCAGUACAUAAUAAUAAUAAUGCCAAUUCUUUGGUGCCAUCAUAUGUGGAAGAUGUGGAAUCAGCUAAUGGGAGGAAGGUCCUUACUCUAUUCCCCACCGGGGGCGAUUGAGAAUUCGAUUCCCCCCGAUGGUUAUGGAAUGUCAAAACUUAUGCAAUUUCGCCCCCGGUGGUUAAGGAUUUAGAUUCUUUAGUUCUUGUGCUGGUGGUGGUGGUGUAACAGUCUUUAGUACUUUUGUGUCCUCCGGGAAUUGUGAAUCCCUCCCUGAUCGAAUCGAAUUCAUUGUUGCUUCUUCUGUGUUUUUUGCCUGUAAGGACUAGGAUCUGGAAACUAAAUUUGGGAAGAAAAAGAAAAUCUAGAAGUGUAAUUAUGUUCUGGCCACUCUUGUGCUUUCUGUGUCAGCUUCUUUUUUAUCUGUUGGCUACUAGUGAUUUUGGCCUUGAUGUCACAUGCAAUAAUGUCCUAAUCAGCCCCACUCAUAAUGUUGUCUAGUCUAUGGAUCAAUGUGGUUCCUUUGAACCUUUUUUUUGUUCUUCUUGUUUCUAGUUUAUGGAAAGCACAAGUGUUUGACUCUACUCGAAAAAUCUCGAGUAUUUCCUGUGUGGGGUGUGUUAUGAUCCUCGUAGACACACAUUCUUUGCCGAAGCAACAAUGCCAAUGGUUAUGGAGAGCAAAGAUGCAACGACAGAGUUCCUUGGCUAUUUUAAGGAAUCUCCUGCGUAGGAACUGUAUGGAUUCUCUCGGGGUUCUUAGUUUCGUUGUCCUGCUGCUUGUAAAUUGUGUGGUUUCAUAGCGGAUAGAAGUGUUGAUUGGAGAAUCUUUGAGGAAGAGCAAUAACAAGUGCAGAAUGUUAGUAUGGUUUAAUGUCUUAGAAUGAUGUAUAAUUUCUGGCUGUUCUUUUUGCUCAAUAGUGGUCAGCCCUGUGAGUGAUCAUCUCAUUUCUCCUCCAUAUACUAAGUAUAAUCAUAAAGUUUACUCAACUGUCAUCUGCAAAUCUAUGUUGUGUUCAUCUUCUUGUUGCUUAAUCAAGUUUUGUUGAAUAAACUUCCCUUGUUA